AUGGACUUGCUGUUGCACUUCUCCAUGUACAAAGGGAACGCAGGCAUGAUGAUGGAGAAGGAGGUGUCACAGGUCAUUGAGCUGGCAGGCCGCGGCUCCGGUCAUGUGGAGUAUGUUCCCAUCGGCGUGGCUAUCAUCGCCAACAUCUGCGAAAGCGUGGAUCUUCAUGACCGCAUUGUUGAAUCACCCCUUUUCGAAGUCCUCACGGAGCAUAUCCACAACGACAACACGAAUGUUCAGAUGCAUGUUAUCCGGGCCCUGAUGCUUCUCAGCCUGUCGCCGAAAUAUCACCACGUCAUUCUGACCACCGGAGCCAUGGCGAACGUUUGUCCGAUUGCCAUGACGGAGCGUCUGAGCAUCGCCAUGCGAGCAAAUGCGCUUCAGAUGAUGGCUGCGGUCUGCGCAACGCAUCCGACCACUCCGACAGCGACUGACGUGAUUGACCUCAUGUUUCUGAUCUGCAACUCCAUGGAGAACGUGGACAUCCGGAGGGCGGCGGCGCUGGUCAUUGCGAACGCCUCCUCGGAUGCGACGAACCUGGUCAAGGCAAACCUGGCCCACAAGCCCUACCUGGAAGCUCUGAGCAUUGCCAUCUCGAAGUCGCAGGACUCGGUCCUGGUAGACUACCUCAUGCAGUUUUUCCACAACAUCGUGGCCAACACCGACGCUGUGGUUCGAGCAACGCUGCUGGAGGAGAUGAUCUUCUCGGUGCUCACGGAUGCCUGGGUGGUGUACUUGGAAGCUGGGUUCUGCUACCAUGCCGACUCCCACCAGGAGUUCGUGCUACAGGGAGGUGUGAGGCUGGUGAUCCAGAUGUACACCAAGUCCAAGGUUGAGCACGUCCGGCUCUGUUGCCUGCUCUGCCUGCUGUACCUGGCAGAGACUGGGCACUCCCAACGCAGCAUCGCUCAGGAGAAGGCCGUACGGCAUGGAAGUGGCUUGGACACCUUCUCCGCCUUCAUGUUUUCUGACCAGUUGCAGCUACAGCAGCUGGGGGUCUACUUGCUGCAGAACCUCCUUGAGUUUCGAGAGAAUCGUCGGAUCUUCCUCGCCUUGUCUGAGGAGAAGAAGUGUGAGGAAGACUACCUGGAGAGCCUUUUGCGGCUGCUGCCCAGAGUUAGCACCGGGCAGCCCAACCGCAUCAAGGCGAUGAAGAAGGAUGGCAAGGACAAGGGGGAAGCCGAACCGAUCCUCACCAAGCACGACCCCUUCGUUCUCCGGUGCUGCAUCCACUGCAUCGCACUUUUGAGCCUGGAGCACCACUUGGGCAGCUUCCAGCGUUUCGUGGAUCUGGGGCUCAACAAACUGCUCUUCGACCUCUUCUACUCUGAGCAGAUCGACAAGUCCUCGGGAGAGGCAGUGGUCCUGUUCUUCGCCAACAUCCUGCACAGUUCGAAGCAGAUCCAAGCUCAGAUCAUGAAAGGGGCGGAUGUGGUGCAGCUUCUUCUGUCAUCGCGGGAUAUGCUCUUCUCUCCUCACACGGUCUCGCGCUGCCUGUCUGCGUUGCUGUGCAUCUCGCGUGUGCCCGACUUCAAGAGGGUUGUCCUCAGCCACCUGGAUCUUCUCAUGGCAGACAUCAACGCGAACCUGAAUGCCGAGGUACGGGACGAGCACUUCUACCAGAUCGCCGCGCUGCAGUGCGCGUUGCUGUCGGAGCUCGCCAGGGCCUCCUACGAGUACCACGAGCGCAUGGCGCGAGCUGGCAUGGUAGAGGCCCUCUUGGUCUUCAUCACCAUUGCUGGCAAAGGGCUCCAUGGUGAGGUUUGCAUCGAGCUGCUGAUGGGCUCUGUGUUCGGCAUCGCAGCUCUCGUUGGCUCGCCCACGAGUGGCGAGCAUUCCAUGGCGAGUCUGAUCUUCCCGGCGACGCGGAUGCAGCUCCUCCUGUCCUUGCUACGGCUUCCGCAGGAGGACAUCAACGAGGCCUUCCACGCGGGGACGGUUGGGCUGCGGACGCUGCAGCGGGUCGUCUAUCCGAACAUCACUCCUGAGGAGCUGCAUGUGGAUCAGAUGGACCUCCUCGGCUUCAUCGGGAACUGCCCGAUCAAGCCCGCGAACUUCAUCUAUCGGAAUGUCAUCCGGACCAUGUGCCUGCUUCUUGCCCACCACGAGAUGGGCCCGAGGGUACAGCAGGCCAUUACCCCGAGCAACGUGGUUCCCACGUGCCUGUUCGCGAUGUCGGGAUGUGAGGACACCUACGUGCAGGUAUACGGCUUUCUCCUGGUCGCGAACUUCUCCCGCGACAGGAGCCUUCUCUACAACUUUCUCAACGAGUCCGGUGUCAUCAACGAGCUGCUGACAACGAUCCGACGAUCUGGGCCCAAUGCCAGCCAACCGGAGGAUCCAGUCCCGGUCAAGGACAAGCUUGCCACAGUGACGGGGCCCUGGAGCAGCGUGGCCGUCUCGCGGAAUCGCUUCAUGCUGGCCAUGUCGGCGCUGACCAACUUCGCUGAGCCUCUUGCCUUCGAUUGA
This is a messenger RNA of Symbiodinium natans, 2469 nucleotides long. The record is from the annotation of a GenBank genome assembly. Lineage: Eukaryota; Dinophyceae; Suessiales; Symbiodiniaceae.